Molecule: messenger RNA, 657 nt
Organism: Candidula unifasciata
Lineage: Eukaryota; Metazoa; Mollusca; Gastropoda; Stylommatophora; Geomitridae
Source: the annotation of a GenBank genome assembly
AUGGGUAAAAUGAAAAGAGCGAGACAGAAGCUGCACACGGCUGCAGCCAGGGCAAAGAAAAAUGAGCAGAUAAAGAAGAGUAACAGCAUAGAAGAUGAACCUGUCAUGGAUCUUUCACCUUCUGUACCUACAGAUCCAGCUGCUGGAGUACCAAGAGGAGAAAAUUUAUUCCAGAAUGUGAAAAUAUCCUCUUCCGAUCUGGUGAAACAGAAACUGCCAGAUUUUGAUGCUCGCAGCACAAUCACAAGCAAGACCUUUAAGGGACAGAAUUUGAAGAAGAAAGACAAGCAUAAAAUUAGACGAGAGGCCUGGACAGCAAAAAUAGACAUGAUACAAACGACCAAGAAGAAAGCAAGGGAAAGAAAACGCAAGCAGCAGACACCGAUUGUGGGCGAUCUAACAGCAAUGGAAGAUGCUCUACCCACCUUAGAGCUUCUUAUGAAAGAAUCAACAGAUGACUUUAGCAAAAGACAGCCUGAGGAGAAACCAAGAUCUAUACCUAAAGAGAAGAAAAGAAAGAAACAGAUGCUGGACGACAUGGCCCUGUUUAGCAAAGUUGUGGCACAUCCUGUUUUCCAGGGUAACGCAAGCCAGGCCAUUAAAGAGCACUUGAAAAACAUGCUGCAUGAGGUAGGAGAGGAAAGCAUGAAGUCUUGA